UAGUGUUUCCGGUGUGGUGUGCGGCUGCCUCUGUCUAACUUGACGCGCCUCUCCUCUGUGCAGCCAUGCAUUAGGGUGAAGCCGCAUAAAAGCGUUUCCAUAAUGCGGGCGUGAGGUUGCGGAGUAAAAAGGGGGGGAUCCAGGAGGAGGAGGACAGCGGGCCGUGUUACCGGCUUUACACCGAGCCUGUCCGCCGCCGCUGCCGCCGCACGGACACCGGAGAGAGAAAAAAAUAUCAAAAAACAUGUCGAACCGAAAGCACCGGGACAACCAGGAGAUCUGCGCCCGCAAGGUCCGCGAGCUGGCCCAGUCUGGAGUAAACAAACACUGCUUCGAGUGCAACCAGCCCGGGGUGACUUACACCGACAUCACGGUGGGAAGCUUCGUCUGCACGUCGUGCUCCGGAAUGCUGAGAGGCCUCAACCCUCCCCAUAGAGUCAAGUCUAUCUCCAUGACAACCUUCUCCCAACAGGAAGUGGAAUUCCUGCAGAACCAUGGCAACGAGGUCGGGAGGAGGACUUGGCUGUGUGUGUUUGACCCAAAGACGGACGGCUGCUCUGACAUGAAGGACUCUCAGAAGUUCAAAGAGUUCCUCCAGGACAAAUAUGAAAAGAAAAAAUGGCAUUUUUCCAAAAGUAAGAACCGCAGGGAUGUGGAGGGUCCUUGGAGUCCUGGGGUCCAGGCCGUGCCCCCUUCCCACGGUCCCUUAGCGAGCCAGGCCCCCACCCAUAACCUGCCCCACAACGCCAGAGCCACAAGGCCACUGUCUCAGUCCCAGCUGCCGUCAUGGGAUCGAGCGCCUGCGAUCUCGCCUGCCGACAUGCGGACGGACGUGUUCACCGCUCGGCCGUCGCGCUCCCAGAGCUUCAGAGACCCCCCUCUGAAAGAUCCCACCCUGUGCGGGAUAGAGAGACAGCGGCCAGGCUCCCUGUCGUCAGCGCUGGGAGCUCAGAGCCACGCCCCCUCCUUCCCCGCCCUCCCACGACCAUCAGCCAGUAGCUCUUUCAAAAACCACUUCACUUUAGGUCGCACAGUAUCGGCCUCGGGGGCCACGGGGCCCUUCAGGGCCUUUCCUAAGUCUCUCAGCGUGGACUUUGGAGGUCUGAGCCAUCCUCAGCCACAGCCUCUGCCCCAGUCUCUGUCCCAGCAGCAGCAGCAGCCUGCCAGCGUCGGCCAGACGACGCCACCGAUCAGCAGCUCCAACGCCCAGGACAGGUACGCUGCUGUGUCCCACCUGGACAGCGUCUUCUCUGAAACAUCGUCGACCACAGCGCCACCUGGUGGUCCUCCGCAGUACAGCGCCAUCUUUGGCAGCAGGCUUUCAUCCAGCUCUACUCCUGCCAGUUCCCCCGGUGUCGAUACGGUCUCCAGCUCCCAAACCUUUGCAAAUUUCCCCAACCCAUUCAGUUCCAGCUCCAGCUCUGCCUCCCAGCAGCCUGUUGCCCUCUCCCCCAGUAACCCCUUCAGCAAUGCCUCAGGAGGUGACUCCAGUGCGUUUGUCACCUCGCCCACCUCUGUGUUCCCUCCGUCCGCCUCCUUCCCAGCGCCCGCCACCCAGAAUGCAUUUCCUCAUGAGUCAGCCAGUAACCAGGAAGCCAACGGUUUUGCCUCCUUCCCUGCGUCCGACUCUCAGCCCAAAGUCCCCCGGCCGAUGUCGGUGAACCCGUUUACCGGGAAUGUUUACCCCAGUCGAGGGACGUCGCGAAACCCUUUCAUCUGACCCCCACCACCACCACCACCGCCGCCGCCGCCCCUCCCCUCCCCUCCCUCACUUCUCCUUACUUCACCCAACCCCGUCCAUCUCUGGGAACCCGAGGGAGAAGUGAACUUGAGAAGUCGCUGCCAUUUCAAUGCCUCUGGAGUAUUUUCACCCCUCUGAGGAGAGGGUUUGACCCUCCCACUCCCCCUCCUCCCCCUCCUCUCUGUCUGUGUUUACGUGUUUGUGGAGGAAAAAAAAAUGUGUGAAUGUAAUUAUAACUAAUGUGUGUGUGUGUGUGUGUGUGUUUGGGAGUGUUAGCCUGCCGUGUUUGUACCACGAGACAAAACGUCAAAAGGUGUUUGUGUGUGCCAGUUAGACGCCACCUCAGGGCUCUGUGGGAGUCACGAGUAAAAACGACACCUCUUAUGAUUUUUUGCAGAAAAAAAAACCACACACACACACUUAAUGCACACAUAUAUUACACACGUCGCUGCUGCUGCUACUUUGCUUUCAUCUCCUGCUAAAAAAGUGCAAAAAACCAGCCCGCCAGUAAACACAUCAGUGUCGUCCUCUGCUUUAAAAGUCUCAGUCGUCCAAAGGAAAAGCCAGUCGAGACUCUGACCCUGCAUCAUGAGUUUCUACAGAUGGUUAUAACCGCCUUAACAGCCUCCUGAUGCAUGUGAAUUAGCGUCGAAAGAUAACACAGGCUUUUCUCUGUAAUGGGUUUACGUGUGUCUGCAUUUGUCACCGUUUUAUCGUCAGGGUUUUCCUUUUUUUUUUUGAAGGAUAAUCUAUGUUUUCCACUCUCAGGCUGCAUGCGCUUAGAGGGCUAAAAGGAGAUGCUACUGAAUGUAAAAGCAAUUUCAGAACAACUUAACGUAAAUGUGUAUGAUAACUUCAUCGCUCCAUGUGCCGGACCAAAAUGUUCUCUCGCUGUUUUUUUGUUUGUUUGUUUUCAGUUGACAUGGAAGUUUAAAUUCCUUUAUUUUGCCAAAAAAAAAGGAGAAAAAAGAGAAGAAAUUCAUGUAACAACGUCUUUGUAAUGACAAGUAUUCAUGUUCAUAAAAUCAGUUUGUUGCUUCUUAAAA
Molecule: messenger RNA, 2787 nt
Organism: Lates calcarifer (barramundi perch)
Lineage: Eukaryota; Metazoa; Chordata; Actinopteri; Centropomidae
Gene: agfg2
Product: ArfGAP with FG repeats 2
Exons: 14
Coding region: 245-1720 (491 amino acids)
Molecular function (GO): GTPase activator activity
Source: RefSeq, a predicted model, not a curated record